GUCAUACGACUCUUAGUAAAGAACACGUUCGAAACGGUUGAUAAUUAUUGUGUAACAAAGACUUGAGCAAGGAAGUUUGAAUUAUUUUUGUAACAGUUAUAGUAUAUUUUCACAAAAUGGCGACAAAAAGAUUGAAUAAGGAACUUUUAGACAUUUCUAAAUGUCCUCCACCAGGUAUUUCUGCAGGUCCAAUUAACGAUGACAUGUUCACUUGGGAGGGCAUGAUAACAGGACCAGACAAAAGUCCAUACGCUGGAGGGGUAUUUUUCGUACGAAUAAUGUUUCCAAGUGAUUAUCCGUUCAAACCCCCAAAGGUAAAAUUUACCACAAAAAUAUACCAUCCAAAUAUUAAUGGAAAUUCAGGAGAAAUCUGUUUAGACUUACUACGGUCACAAUGGUCGCCAGCUUUAACUAUAUCAAAAUUAUUACUCUGUAUAACAUCUUUAUUAACGAGUCCAAAUCCUGACGACCCACUUGUUCCGGACGCUGCAAAACUUUAUAAAUUGGAUGUGAAAAAAUACAAUAAAACCGCGACAGAAUGGACACGAAAAUAUGCCAUGUAAUGUGGUCGACUAUAGUGUUAUAUAAAUUGUUUUCCUUUAACUUUGUAUGACGGAACUUUAUUAUUUUACUGUUGUUUAUAAAAGAAUGUUUUGUAUUGUUAAAUUUCUCCAUUUUAAGUGAAUAAAUGUUCGUUUGCGAAGGUUUUAUGGACUUAUUUAUUUGUUUUAUAUAUUUGAAAUAAAAAUUGUAGUA
This is a messenger RNA of Mytilus californianus (California mussel), 756 nucleotides long. Its product is annotated as ubiquitin-conjugating enzyme E2 D2-like. Gene Ontology annotation, biological process: protein polyubiquitination; ubiquitin-dependent protein catabolic process. NCBI's taxonomy places the organism in Eukaryota, Metazoa, Mollusca, Bivalvia, Mytilida, Mytilidae. The coding region runs from base 117 to 563 and encodes 148 amino acids. Gene Ontology annotation, cellular component: nucleus. Gene Ontology annotation, molecular function: ubiquitin conjugating enzyme activity. The transcript is spliced from 6 exons. The record is from RefSeq and is a predicted model, not a curated record.